GAAGUGUCUUGGGGGACGCUCCUCUCUCUCUCCACCCCCUUCCUUCUCUUUUUAGACACUGUGAAUCUUGGAGGAGUUGCACAACUCACAGACAUUCCACAUAUCAGUGUUUGCCCACUGAGAGAGCCAAAGUUGAGUGAGAUAAAUGCUCUGCAGAAAACACUGAUUUAAUUAUCUGGCCUGCCUGUGUUCUACUUAAUCUGUUCAUCUAAGCAAAAACAGUUUUUAACGCAGUAAAAAUUAUCACAGCCUUCCUCUCUCUCCCUGUUUCUCUCUCUCUCUCUCUCUCUCUCUCUCUCUCUCUCUCUCUCUCUCUCCCUUCCCCUCCUCCCUCCCUUUUCAAAUUCCCAAACAAGUCUGAACAGAUUGACACUUAUCUUCCUCCACUGCUCCUCCUCUUUUUCUUUUCACUUUUACGGUCCUGAACUGUCUUGAGUCGUAAUGUAAACGUCUGUUUUAAGCUGGAUUCCUUCACGUCUUACGAACUCAGUAGAGCCACAGUGAGUGCGUUACAGCUAGUUCCAGUAAUCCACCCCUUCACUCCCCUCUCCCUCACUAGCACUGCAUGCUUCUGCUUACAGAAAUAGGAAGUACACAGUCUGGGCGUCUCAAUUCAAUUCAAUUGUGUCUGGGUGUUUCUCUGCUGUGUUGUGACUGGUAGGUUUGGAGAUGCUGGGUGUGUCUGUUUUCUCAGGUGCAUCUUCUGUCAUGUUGCAGUCUUUGAGAAUAAUCACUCCACUGUUCUUACUGCUUGUUGGAGUACAAGCGAAAGACAACACUGAUAACUGCAAGCUGAUUUUAGAGAGUGAAUCGGAGAGAAAAGUACUUCACUUAUUGGAGCCCCUGACCAAACAGAACUUCACCGUGGAUGCUAAAGACAAGGAAAAAAAAUACUCCUACAUUUUUCAGGUGUGUGGUGACGCAGACGGAAUGAAGAAUGCAGGCCUUGUACAGAGGGAUGAAGUCAAUGGAAAACAGACCCCAGUUGGGCACUACAAUCAGACUCGAGCUAUUGGAGGAAGUGACUGGGUUCUGCUUAUCUAUGAGGGGGGAGAAAAGUAUGAUAGUCACUGUUCAAAAGAACCACGAAAAGCGAUGAUUAUGAUUUCUUGCAGUAAAACCGCUACUAAGAGUACAUUUAAAGUGGUUCUGGAGGACAGGGAGCGGCAACAGGACUGUUUUUACCUUUUUGAGCUGGACACCAGCGUAAUCUGCCCGGUAACUCCAUCUAAACUCAGUGCUGGCUCCAUACUGCUCAUUUUUGCAUUCUGCUGCCUUGCCCUGUAUCUCACUGGUGGGUUCCUCUAUCAGCGUCUGGUGGUUGGGGCCAAGGGAGUUGAACAGUUCCCCAACUAUGCAUUUUGGUCCAAGAUCGGCAACUUAAGUGCUGAUGGAUGUGAUUUUGUGUGUCGUUCCCAUGGCAAUAGAGAAGAACCACCCACAUAUCGAGGUGUGGCUACUGAACCUCUUGGGGAGGAGCCAGAGGAAAGAGAUGACCAUUUACUUCCCAUGUGACCAAAUUAAAACAACCAAUGAGAAGAGGCUGGACAGUUUCUGGAACCCAAAGAGGAAUGUUUAGUUCAUGCCUGUUCCUAGUUCAGAAGUGUUGCUGUUUGUUUCUGUUUUUUACCAGUGGCACUUAUCCUCUAUUUAUUCCCCUUAUAUGUUGAUUAGAUGUUUGUUAAUUGUAUCAAUAACUAGUUUUUAUAACAAGAUAUAAAAAAAAAACACACGCAACAAUGGCCCACUUUUCUCUUUAUAGGAUGUGAAAGAUUUUUCCACUGCUUGUCAGAGAUUUACUGUGUGAUAUGGUCACCACAAGAGAUGUAGUUUGUACUUUUUAGUGCGAUUAUAGGAAAUGUUUGGAAAUGUAUGGCUUUUCAGAAAAUUUCUAAAUAUUGUGUUUGUAUGGAGGAAGUUUAAAGUGCUCUGUCAAACAAGACCUCUGCUUUUUUUUUUAGACCUACUUUUAUGUCUUCACAAAACAUGCUUUCAGUCUGUUACAACUGAUACACUGAAACUAAUGAUAAAUUGGCAACCUUAAAUGUUAUUAAUGAAUACAUUUGAGAAAUAAGAUUACAGAAGAGAAACCUUUAUGGCACAAACUGUUAUUUGAUAUAACAGUUCGCAAUGAAGUACGUUUCAUUUGGUGGAUUUUCAUUAUUUACACUACAAGGUUCCAUUAGAUAACAACAUUGGUUAAAAUUAACUAACAAUGAACAAUCAUUUUACAGCAUUUAUUAAUCUUGGUUACUGUUAAUUUCAACAUAGUAAUAUGUUUUUUUUUUUUUUAUCAAAAAGUGUUUGUUAACAUUAGUUAAUGCAAUAUGAACCAACGAUGAACUAUUUUAUUUUUAUUAACUUGCCUUAAUAAAGAUUAUUAUAUUCUGUAAACAAUAUAUUUGUUGUUUGUCCAUCAUACCUAAUGCCUGCAUUCAUGUUAAUUAAUGGAACCUUAUUCUAAAAUUGUAAAAACAUUUUCUCUGUGUCUUUUGUUACUUCGUAUUGUAAAUGUUGAAGGGAUAGUUCGCCCAAAAAUGAAAAGUCUGUGAUCAUUUACUCACCCUCAAGUUGUUCCAAACCAGUAUGACUUUCUUGUGUGAAACAAAUGAUGUAAGUCAAAAUAUUAGGGACAGAUAGCCUCAGUCACCAUUCAAUUUCAUUGUAUGGCCAAAAAGCAGUGUUAACAAUGUCUAAAAAAUGUUCGCAUGUUCCUCAGAAGAAAAGCCAUAUGACUUUUGGACCACAUGAGUGUGGGUAAAUUAUGACAGAAAUUAAAUUUUUGGGUGAACAAUCUGUUUAAAAUGGUACUUUGUGUGAUAAAUGUAAUACAGUUAAAAAUACUGUAAUCCUCACUGGGAACAACAGGACAAAAAUCUAGACUAUGACAGAACAGCUGUAUAUUUUUCUUUUAAAGCAAGAUUUUUCCUCAAGUAUUGUGUGUUUGAUUGCACUGAAGCUUUGAGCUUAAUUUUAUUUGUUGUGGAGUUGCUCAGUUUUGUCCAAACAUAACCAUGAGGUCAUGAAUAAGCUUACAAACUCCUGUUUUUUUAUUUGUAGUUCACAGCUUUACACGAAUUUCAGAAUUGAGGAGUACAGCUGAUAUGGUUAUAAACAUAAGCCACUUAGAGUGCUGUAUAAUUAAUCAUUUAAGUUUUGGUCUAUAUGUAAAAGUAAGUCAAAGGGCUUUUUGACAGGAGCUUCAGGGUGUAAAUCCUGGUUAAGGAUCUGCUUUAAAAUCCAGGGCCCAUAUUAUUCAUAUGACAGCUUACAGGCCUGUGCGAAGAUGUAACUUUACUGUUCUUGCUACUGCUUUUUUGUUCUUUAUAAUUUUAGUGAGAGAAACAAUACACUUUUUGCUUUGGAGUGGAAAUAAUAAAUAAAGUGU
This is a messenger RNA of Xyrauchen texanus (razorback sucker), 3388 nucleotides long. RefSeq names its product cation-dependent mannose-6-phosphate receptor-like. Gene Ontology annotation, biological process: protein targeting to lysosome. Gene Ontology annotation, cellular component: Golgi apparatus; trans-Golgi network; endosome. The transcript is spliced from 7 exons. Gene Ontology annotation, molecular function: protein domain specific binding. Lineage: Eukaryota; Metazoa; Chordata; Actinopteri; Cypriniformes; Catostomidae. The record is from RefSeq and is a predicted model, not a curated record. The coding region runs from base 670 to 1515 and encodes 281 amino acids.